Punica granatum (pomegranate) is the source of this 2407-nucleotide messenger RNA. NCBI's taxonomy places the organism in Eukaryota, Viridiplantae, Streptophyta, Magnoliopsida, Myrtales, Lythraceae. The record is from RefSeq and is a predicted model, not a curated record.
AACUACCCACAUUGUCUUUUAAUACUUAUAAUGAAUUCAUUGGAUUUCAACACGCACAAUAAAUCUAGCUUAUAUAUAUACAUAUAAUAUCUUCUGUAACAAGCAGAUAUAUAUACGGGCAGGCUUCACCUUGAACACACGCUUCAAUCCUUCCUGUCUCUCUGUACAUUUUCCUAAAUGGUCUCCGUAUUCAAUCUUAUGAAACAAAGCUCAUUAUCCUGGUCCAGCCCGAAGAUCGGGAGCGAUCAUGAAGGUGAAAGCAAACAAUAUUCAGGACAUGGUGAAGAUCUAAAUACCAGGAAUGGCGUGAACGUAACUUGGGAGGACCUGCGAGUUACUGUGUCAAACAUAAGGGACGCUGCUAAUAAGUCUAUACUUCAAGGGCUAACGGGUUAUGCCCGGACUGGCGAGCUCUUGGCCGUCAUGGGUCCUUCCGGGUGUGGGAAGACCACUCUUCUUAAUGCUUUGGCAGGAAGAUUAAGCACGAACGUAAGGAAGACAGGAGAUAUUCUUAUAAAUGGCCAAAAGCAAGCUUUGGCUUAUGGAACUUCGGCCUAUGUGACGCAGGACGAAACGUUAGUCACAACCCUAACUGUUAGAGAAGCAGUUCACUAUUCGGCACAGCUCCAGCUCCCAGCCUCCAUGUCCAACACGGAGAAGAGAGAGAGAGCUGAUGAGACCAUCCGAGAAAUGGGCCUACAAGACGCCAUGGACACCGUAAUCGGCAGCUCGUGGGGACCUGUAGGUAGCAGCCUAAGCAGCGGGCAAAAGAGAAGGGUCAGCAUUUGCUUAGAGAUCUUGACCCACCCGAAGCUGUUGUUCCUCGACGAGCCAACCAGUGGACUCGACAGUGCAGCAUCAUAUUAUGUCAUGAAAAGGAUCGCUGGGUUGAAUCAAAAGAAGGAUGGGGCGAGAAGGACAGUCGUUGCUUCCAUUCACCAGCCUAGCAGUGAAGUAUUCCAGCUCUUUGAUAGCCUCUGCCUUCUUUCUUGUGGUAAAACAGUUUACUUUGGCCCUACCUCUACAGCAAACGAGUUUUUUGCUUCGGUUGGAUACCCCUGUCCGAUUCUUCAGAAUCCUUCCGAUCAUUUCCUGAAAAUAAUAAAUAAGGAUUUUGCAAUGGAUGUGGAGGAUGGGCUGUCAGUACCUGUGGAGGAAGCUAUCGACACUCUCACCACAUUGUAUGAGUCAUCUGCAUACUACCUAGAAGUUAUCCAACAAGUUGCCAAGAUCUGUAAGCAGGGCAUUGUUGAUGGUCAUGCAAGGCUAAAAGUGGAGCAAAGGAGCAACGUGAGCUUCUUCCCUCAGUGCAGUGUCCUGACGAGAAGAUCUUCGGUGAACAUGUACAGGGACAAAGGCUACUUCUGGUUUCGCCUGGUCAUUUAUUUUGGGAUAGCUCUGAGCAUGGGCACCAUAUAUUAUGAUGUCGGAAAUACUUACGAGUCCAUUCAGGCAAGAGGAUCGUUGAUCAUGUUCAUAUCAGCAUUCUUUACUUACAUGUCUGUUGGCGGUUUCCCCUCUUUCGCAGAGGACAUGAAGGUGUUUAUCAGAGAGCGAUUAAAUGGACACUAUGGAAGCAGUGCAUUUGUUGUGGCCAAUGCAAUCUCUUCCUUUCCAUACAUUUUGUUGCUUACCAUUCUUCCAGGAGGAAUAAUAUACUACCUUCCCGGAAUGCAUGGAGGCAUCGGAUGCUUUCUCUACUUUCUCUUGCUGUUGUUCUCCAUUACAAUGGCAGUCGAGGGAAUGAUGAUGGUUAUUGCCAGCAUUGUCCCGAACUUCCUGAUAGGUAUCAUCGUAGCAACCGGAGUCCAAGGACUGAUGAUUUUAGGUGCGGGUAUCUUUAGAUUACAAAAGGACAUCCCGAAACCAUUCUGGAGGUACCCGGUAUACUACAUCGCCCUCCAUAGGUAUGCCUACCAAGGUUUCUGCAAGAACGAGUACGUGGGACUAGAAUUUCAGGCCCAAUAUUCCAAUGGGGGGCAACAGAUUGUAAGAGGCGAGCAAGUUUUACGAGAUUACUUCCAGAUUGACCCGAAUUAUUCGAAGUGGGGUGAUCUGUGGGUGAUACUAGGGAUGGUUGUAUUCUACAGGCUCUUGUUCUUUGCCUCGAUCAAGUUCAACGAAAUCGUAAAGCCCAAAAUCGCUGCUCUAAUGGUAGUGACGCCAAAGCAAGCCACUCAGGUUAAGUCGAGUCCUGCAACUUCAUUUAAUUCCACUGAGAGUGUGUUUGGUUACUCGAAUUAAUUGUUAAAAUUUAAUUUUUAGCUGAGUUCGGCUUGUUUGAUAAUACAAAAGAAAAUUUGGCUUAAUGAUUUUGUUAAAAAAGUGCUUAAAGUUUAAGUAAGUGGGACCUACCUUUUUUGUUUUAAAGCUCUUUCUAGCAUAUUUGUAGUGAAGUUCCUCAACU